GUUCGCGUUUUGCUCAUGUUUUCUGUUCACGACCUCCUGAGCAACCCAACACUGCUUGUGUGGGAAACAAAUAAAUAAAUAAUAAAAAUAAAUAAUCGCCAAAAAAAAGCAGUUCAUUGUAAGCGGAAUCACGCAAUUAAUGUCAAGUAUAAUGAGAAAGCCAUAAUGAAUGAGGCUGCGCGUCGAAUGGAACGCAAAUACCAAAAGUUGUUCCUGCAGAAAUGUACAUGAUAUUGUGCAUUGAUAUUAAUCCAAAUCCAAAUCCAAAGAAACACCCAGGAUCAUAUGCAUUUUACCAAUAAAAAUUAAACUUUACCACCACCUAAUUGUCAUAACAUUUUGACUAACUCCUCAAUCGAAAAUGGACGAAGACAUUAUGAACGCUGUAGAAUCUCUUUUUGGCAAAGAUGUUAAGAUUGUGGACUGCCAGACGUCGUCAUCGGUUCAGCAAGAAGAGGUGUUGUUAAUCAACGGUGUGCCGGUUAAACUGGAUGGUCUGCCCGCCGAUGACGCAAGUGCCAUCAAGAGUGCUCUUCUCGAUGGACAAAUGCCGGCAGUGGAGCAUCUGAAUCAGCUGCUGUUCCGGGCCGGCCUCGCCCAGCAGCCAAUUGAGGUGGAAACAUCGCUUACAGUGAAGUCUUCGCUUACUACCACCGAAGAAGUUCUCGUCUCACGCAAUGGCCAGGUGCUUGACGAACGAAGCGUCGAAACCAAAGAGCAGUUUAAUCAUCAGUCGCAUCAGAAAGAAAUAUGGCAACCACUAAAACAACAGAAUGCACUAGCCCGGACAACGCCGGAGAACGCACUCAAAUAUCGAACGAAUUCGAAUUCAACGUGUGCUUCCCAAGCAACAACCGAUACGGAAACAGAGCAAGCUGCUGGCCGUCUUGGUCGCCAGUUGAAUCAAACAUUCUCGAAUGCCUCUCUCAUGUCCAGCAGCUCAGCCAUAACCGGCUCGGAUCAACUCGUCUUCGUCGACUCAACUUCCAAUAUAUCGACAGCCACAACUUUGGGCGACAAGAGUUCAAACAUCAGCAGCUGUGACUCGGGACACGAUGGCCUCUUCCACAGCGUCUCAAUGAGCGCUCCCUACACCCAUUGCGAUGGCCGGGACACUCAGACAGAUUCCAUGUACUGUGACAUUCCCAGCUCAGCAGAUGAGUCUGAUGUAGUUUCAGUUGCUCUGCUGAGCACGCACCUUCAGAUUAAAGAGCCCAGCAAUGCAGCCAAUAAUUGCCGAACGCCUCCGGCUUAUGCCAAAGACUUGCCAGCCGCUGGUGACCUCGACACGCUAGUUAAGCUCCUGGUCAAGUCCAGCAACGAAGACCAGGAGUUUGACUUUCUCCUCUGUGCACGUUUGUUUGUUGAAAAUCAAGAGUUGCUGAUGAGAAUCAUUCAAGAGUGUCAUGGGCAGGAGGAGGCGCUCCUACGUUUACUUACUCAUUGGAUACGUUUAUGUCCCAAUGAUUUUCGCAAUGAAACAUUGCUGCAAGAAUUACGCAAGCGAAACCAAAGCAAAGCCAUUUGUGAUUUUUUCGACGGAAUUGUCGAUAAACUCGCACAGGUGGAUGCAAGACGACGCUCGCAAUUGCAGUAUCUGGUGAGCAAACAGCCGUCAGCCAGCUCGUUGGGGCGACAGAGCAGUAUUAAAUCUCUGAAAAGAUUCGCCACAAAUGUCUAUAAAUCGGAUAAUGUGCUGAGCAAGUGCAGCAGCGCCUUUGAGCUGGCGCAUCAGCUGUACGCCAUCGAAUAUGCCUACCUCUCUCAAAUACGUUUAGAAGAGUUUGUCGAAAUGAUAAAGGCGGACGAGUUUAAGUCUUGCAUGUCGCAAACCAAAGCCAGCACAUUGGGGUCCAUCUGCAACUCAACGAAGUUUCCCGAGGUUAAUAUUGCCGCAUAUGUGCAGUGGUUCAACCAACUCUUCCAUCUGACUGCCACGGAGAUAGUUAAGCUUAGCAAGAAAUCGCAGCGAGUGCAGAUGGUUGAGUUUUGGAUAGAGACUGCAUUGGAAUGCUUCAACACGGGCAAUUUCAACAGCCUGAUGGCAAUAUUAACGGCUCUAAAUAUGAAUGCCGUGACACGACUUAAGAAAACCUGGUCGAAGGUAGAGAGGUCAAAACUUGAUGGCUUAGAGCAUCAAAUGAAUUCCAACUGCGAUUAUCAUAAUUACCGCUCAACCAUGAAAGCUGCUGUUUGGCGAUCUGAGCGUGAAUCGGCCAACAAAAUUGAGCGUGCCAUUAUUCCAUUCUGCUCGCUGUUUCUUAAGGAUUUUAACCUCAUUAACGAGAACCACGAAACCAGGCUGGCCAAUGGAUUCUUUAACUUCGAGAAGUGCACACUCUUUGGUGCACACUUGCGUAACUUCUACAAGUGGCAACUACUGGAUUGUCCAUACGAACAGAUACCAAAUGUGGUUGCCUAUUUGCAGAAGGCAGAAGCUUUCACUGAGAACCUUUUAAUGAAAGCCUCCUAUGAAUGCGAGCCGCCGGAUAGCCCUGAGGAAAAGGAUCAUUACAAAACUCUAAAAGCAGCUAAAUAAUCGAAACGACAAUUCUAUGCGGAAUCCGCAUUGAUCCUCGCACAAACUUUUCUAGUUUGUAGACAUUCUUUUGUUGACACUUCCAUGUUUACAUUUGCAUCGCAAUAACGAUAAUAAUUUUAACGCAAAAUCGUAAUAAUCGCAAUCGUAUUCGUAUUCGUUAAUUUGUACUUAAGACAUAAGAAGAAUAUAAUCAACUAUAUACACCGAUUUGGGAUUUAAUACUA
This is a messenger RNA of Drosophila innubila, 2766 nucleotides long. Its product is annotated as ras-GEF domain-containing family member 1B. Bases 362 to 2539 code for a protein of 725 amino acids. Gene Ontology annotation, molecular function: guanyl-nucleotide exchange factor activity. Lineage: Eukaryota; Metazoa; Arthropoda; Insecta; Diptera; Drosophilidae. Gene Ontology annotation, cellular component: plasma membrane. The transcript is spliced from 6 exons. Gene Ontology annotation, biological process: Ras protein signal transduction; positive regulation of GTPase activity. The record is from RefSeq and is a predicted model, not a curated record.